AUGAUUCCAACCUCGUAUCUUCUAGUGGUACUGAGCUUGUUGAGUGCUGUUUUCUGUGAUGAUUUGACGUCGUCGCUUUAUGGAACAUGGUCGUCAAAAUCGAACCAAGUGUUCACAGGACCGGGUUUUUAUGAUCCGGUGGAAGAGCUGCUAAAAGAACCUUCGCUUCCAGGAAUAUCGUUUUCUUUCACCGAAGACCAGCAUUUUGAAGAGGCUAUUUAUCAGGUAAAGGCCAAUCCAAAAGAUCCCGGGUGUCCACUUGCAGUUAUGAUCUACCAACACGGUACCUACGACCUUCAAGAUAACGGGACGUUGACGCUCAACCCGAUUGCGGUAGACGGGAGACAGCUGUUGAGUGAACCUUGCCAGGACAAUGGAACGUCUGUGUAUUCUCGCUACAACCAAACUGAAGUCUAUAAAUGGUUCCAGGUACAGGUCAACGAUUACCAUGGGGUCUACGAGCUGCAAUUGUACCAGUCGGACGGCACGCCUAUGCAGCCAAUGUAUCUGGCCUACAGACCUCCCAUGAUGCUGCCUACCGAGACACUGAACCCAACAAAUACUGCGGACGGCAGCACGACAAAACAGAAACGGUCUUUGAGGAGCUUGGUGAGACGUGGACUUGAGAAUAGACACAAGACGAAUGCUGUGAAGCGCAACGAGUCUUUCGUUAGCAGUGCAUGGUUCAAAUGGGGGUCUCUGGGUCUAAUCGGGGUUGGGUCCAUUACGUUUAUCAUUACAUAG
Lachancea sp. 'fantastica' is the source of this 744-nucleotide messenger RNA. NCBI's taxonomy places the organism in Eukaryota, Fungi, Ascomycota, Saccharomycetes, Saccharomycetales, Saccharomycetaceae. The record is from the annotation of a GenBank genome assembly.